This is a messenger RNA of Phytophthora nicotianae INRA-310, 1486 nucleotides long. RefSeq lists its product as hypothetical. NCBI's taxonomy places the organism in Eukaryota, Oomycota, Peronosporomycetes, Peronosporales, Peronosporaceae. The coding region runs from base 51 to 1424 and encodes 457 amino acids. The transcript has a single exon. Gene Ontology annotation, molecular function: aminoacyltransferase activity. The record is from RefSeq and is a predicted model, not a curated record.
ACUUCACGCAGAAAGACCUUCCCGAACUCCAGCGUUGACGAGCUCCAAUAAUGGUGAUCAUGUCCAGAUCCUUUGCACUUGUUGCCACUGCCGUCAUGGCAUCUACCGCGGUAAUCCAGGCCUCUCCACUCCAAUACGACCCAUACACACCUGUGAACGUUUCGGUUCCCUUGACGCCGUCGCACCCGGCGUAUGGUGCUCAAACGAAGGACUGCGUCGAACCGAUCGUGCCUGAAGACCCGAAUCAAGCCAACGCUGAGUCAAUGACGCUCCAGAGCUCCAUUUACCGGGAGCUACGCUCAAUGGAAGACUCGACCAACUCCGACAUCCAGGAUAUCGAGCUCUUCUUCGGAUCCGAAGUGGAAGUCAACUUCCAGACGCUCAAGAGUCAGUACGCAUCGGGCCAAGCGCCAACAACACCGUGGGCAAGUAGCUAUUGGCCGACUUACCAGGACAGCAUUAACCAUGUCUGGAAGACCGGUGAGGCCAGUGCUUCAGAGAAAUACGCCAAGGCGUACGAUAUGGACGUCACCGAAUUCAAGAACAAGAUCUCGGCUAGAAACGGCAUAGACUCGCGCAAACGUAGCGCUGCGUGCACGAUCAACUCGGACUGUAAGAGUCGUAAGGAUGGCAGCGUCUGUGCUAAGCGUGACGGCAUGACGUCGGGCUACUGCAUCCCAGCUUGGUUUGGCAUGUGCCACGCGUGGGCACCAGCGGCUAUCCUUGAACCGGAACCGCAGUGCGACGUGGUUAAGAACGGUAUCACAUUCCACGUCAUGGAUAUCAAAGGCCUACUCACGUCUCUAUACGACGGAGCCUCCAUCAAGACGGUGUUCACCGGCGCUCGCUUCAACGGCCCGGACACCCCGGCGAACAAAGAUCAGUACGGUCGAUUCACCGACGCUGCCCGUCGUGACUUAGGCGCCGGUUUUUUCCACAUCGCAAUCACCAACAUCAUGGCCAAGCAGAAUCGAUCGUUCGUUGUGGAUGUGACUGCAGGUGCAGAGGUAUGGAAUCAGCCUGUGCGCUCGUUCAGGGUUCAAAGCAUGGAUCUGGUGAACACUCGCAUGGCCUCGAUGCGCUACUUUGGCGUGCCCAGCUACCCGUUCAACGACAAGAUGGUGCAUUUGGCGUACGUCAAGACCACGUUUAGCUGGGUGGUCGAGUCAUACAACGACGGCCCGCUCGUGUCCUCUGGUCAGAUCGACUCGUACACGACGUCGAAGGACUAUGAGUAUUUGCUGGAGCUGGACGCCAACUACAACAUCAUCGGCGGUGAAUGGAUCGGUCAGUCCAAAGAGGACCACCCCGACUUCUUAUGGUUCCCGACGGCCAAACCCGACGCUAACGCCGUCGCCAGCACCGGAUUAAGCUAUGCUAACGUCCAAGAGCUACUCAAAAUGUCGCUCUCUUGCGAAGCUUAGAAACCCAUUUUUGUCCCAAAACUGUAUGCAUGUACCAAAAUUUACGUCGUUUUUACCGAAAA